AUGAAGAUCUCAAUCAUCACCUCUCUUCAACUCUUCCUCGCCGCUAUCGCCGUUGCUGCCCCCUUGACUGCCGAUUCCAGCGGCUCCUCCGACGUUACCAACGUCAAAAGACAAGGCCUUUUCCAUGCUGGUGGCGAAGCUUCUGGUAAAGCAUCAGGGGGCCUUGGGAUUGGUAGUUAA
Messenger RNA from Aspergillus chevalieri, 180 nucleotides. RefSeq lists its product as uncharacterized. Bases 1 to 180 code for a protein of 59 amino acids. The record is from RefSeq and is a predicted model, not a curated record. The transcript has a single exon. NCBI's taxonomy places the organism in Eukaryota, Fungi, Ascomycota, Eurotiomycetes, Eurotiales, Aspergillaceae.